AUUAUUCGUCGACUGGAUUAUUAGCGGACACACUUUUUCAGCGUUUCUCCUCUGCUCUACGUCUAGGCCUGACUCGGUAGAAAGCUAUAGAGUCUAGGAUUGACUGUUUUACAUCACCAACAGGCAAGCACUUACUGUCGAUUCAAAUAUUGAAAUCGUCCGAGGUGACCAUGGAUUAUUUCGCGGACGAUGCAUCCGUGGCCGACCACUCGGUUGGUUCGUUGGCAGCUAUCGAAACAAACGCUGGCGGCGCACCACGUCGCAAGGAAGAAGAAAAGGUGGAGGAUGAACAAUCCCCGGAUCGCCUAGUGGAAAAGAAAUCACGAUCUGUGGCCUGCACCAAAUGGUUGCUUCUUUUUCUGCUGGUGGUGUCAGGUAUCUUUCUUACGGUUAGCACCUUCGUAACGACGAAAGAAACGCGCGUUGAGGACAGCGGACGUAGCGAUGCGACUACAUACGCAAGCGUCGUCGCGGGAAUUUUUUCGGUCUUGAUUAUGGUAUUUUUACGAUACGACUAUCUCGUCGCGCGCCGGCAAUCGUUAGUAAUAGAUAUGGCAAAGCGAUCAAAAACUAUUGUCGAUUCCUUGUUUCCAAGUAUGGUUCGUGAGCGACUCCUUCAGGACAACUCUGGUCAGUUCAGUAUUAUUUCUGCGGAGGAGCCGGUCAGUUUUUCAGAGCUCACGAAGAUCAACACUCUUGCCAACAAGAAUAUAAGCGAGUCUGAUCCGAUUCGCAUGCCUCAGCUUCAAAGCAAGGCGACUUUAAAAUCGGUUCGUGAAAGUGAAGGAGCAGCUCUAGAUCAUCGUAGCUCGCAGCCUAUUGCUGAUUUAUACAAAAACGCAACUGUUUUAUUUGCGGAUAUUGCUGGCUUUACAGCCUGGAGUGCAGAGCGCGAUCCCCCGCAAGUUUUCAAACUUCUGGAAACGGUUUAUGCCGAAUUCGAUUCCAUUGCUGAAAAGCUCAAGGUCUUUAAGGUCGAAACUAUUGGGGACUCCUACAUGGCAGUGACAGGGGUUCCCGAGCCAGAUCCAGAUCAUGCUGUUACUAUGGCCAAGUUUGCCUACCAAUGCCUGGUAAAGAUGGAUGGUGUCACAUCUGACUUGGAGACUCUGCUCGGGUCUGGCACCAAAAACUUACAUGUCCGCGUUGGGUUGCAUUCUGGGCCAGUGACUGCCGGAGUGUUGCGAGGACAAAAGUCUCGGUUCCAGCUUUUUGGCGAUACUGUUAACACCGCUAGUCGCAUGGAAAGUACGGGCGAAAAGCGUCGUAUUCAGGUUAGCUUAGAAACUGCAGAACUUUUGAUUGCUGCCGGAAAGAUGCAUUGGGUAAAAGAACGUCAAGAUCAAAUUGUUGCCAAGGGAAAAGGUCAAAUGCGUACUUUUUGGUUGGAUCCUCACAAGAAGUCGAAGCCGUCCGGCGAAGACAAUUGUCGAAUAGCCGCAAAAAAUGGGUCAGUAGCGCAAGCUUUUAAACACACGCUUGUCCGACAAACGCUCCUGACAGAUGCCACUUACGUUAGUCCAUGGGAUCGAAGGCUGUCCGAAGACAAAUAUGGUCGCUUGAUUGACUGGAAUACGGACAUUUUCCUUGAGCAUCUCAGUAGAGUAAUGGCCUAUCACCAUUCGGGAAGAGGAGAAACUCGAUCAGUUAAAACAGUCAAUCAUCGUGACGAAGACGCUGAAAUGCCUCCACCCUACAAUUCAGUGGCGGACGUUAUUUUCUUGCCGGCUUUUGACCCAAAUGCUCGGCAUCAGCCUCCCAUGGACACUGAGCUAGCUAAAGUCCGUAUUCUUUUGCGCGAAUUCAUCGCUGACAUUGCCGCCUUGUACAACGACGUACCGUUUCACAACUUUGCGCAUGCAUCUCAUGUAACGCUAGCGGUUAGCAAAAUAUUGAGCCGCAUUGCAAAAUUGAAGGACUGUGACGAAAUGGAGCGGCAUGAAAUAUCCUACGGUAUCAGUUCGGACCCACUGACGCAGUUUUCUGUUGUAUUUUCUGCGCUCGUACACGAUGUUGGGCAUUCCGGCGUCCCGAAUUCGCAGCUUGUUGUCGAAGAAGCGGAGGUAGCGCUACAGUUUCGAAACAGGUCUGUGGCGGAACAGAACUCGGUCGUGCUAGCAUGGAAGCUGUUAAUGCAACCCAAAUACCAGCGCCUUCGCAUGUGCAUUUACAAAACCAACGUCGAGCGCAAGCGUUUCCGCCAAGUUAUGAUCAACUGCGUCAUGGCCACGGAUAUAUCGGACCGCGAGAUCAACCAAUUUCGCGUACGCAAAUGGGACAAAGCCUUUAAGAAUACUGAUAAAAAUACGGACAGACGCGGUCUAGGUGGGAAAAUGACACGGGACGAAAUCAAUCGCAAGGCGACAGUAGUCUUGGAAUGUAUUAUUCAAGCAGCCGACAUUGCCCAUACAAUGCAACACUGGCACGUUUACCGUAAAUGGAAUGACAAGCUGUUCGAGGAAAGGUAUAAGGCCUACUUAAGCGGAAGGGCUAGUUUUGAUCCUGCUGAUAAUUGGUUCGCUGGUGAACUUGGCUUUUUUGAUCACUACGUGAUUCCCUUGUCGAAACGUAUAAGUGAAAGCGGUAUUUUUGGGUUAGGAGCCGGUAGUGUGUACGAAACAAUGGCACGAGAGAAUCGUCAAGAGUGGGAACGCGAUGGUCAAGCAUCGCUGAGAGCCAUGAUUAAAUCCGCUCAUCAAAUAUCACUGUUUUCGGUAGAGGAAACUGACGAAAAUUCGCUUUUGGGGGACAAUGAUUCGGUCGAAGCCGUUAGGUGAGGUCGACAAGGAAGAAUCUCACCUGUAUGUUGGUUUGUCCAGGUUAAAAUGUUGUCUGGAAAAGUUGCGGAGUUGCUUUUGGUGGAAUCUGCAUGUUCGGAGUGUUUGAACAACAAGGGGGACAACACACCUAUCGACCUCACCAAUAGAUCAUAACCGUGCUUGCUAUUGUGUUGCUCUCGGGAGGUAUGGAAAGAAGAAAUGAAGAACAAAGAUUGCAUUUUAUUCCUUUUUCCUCAUGAAGGAUUGACAGUCGCGGUACGGUCCCUUCGAUAGGGACGGAUGUACGCAUGAAGCCAACGCAAAGGUCGUACCAAUUCAGUUGAGUUCUAACGAGUACAAGCUCUGAGCUGCUUGAGCUGUUAUCGUCCUGAUUUGUGAAGCCAAGGAAUAGCAGCGUCCUCAUUGAACGACGAGGGCGUUAUCAAUACAGAACUACUGUACAGUAUGGCGAUUCUUACCCGCCAGAUAACUAUUGGCACCUCGGGAACAAACAGCUAGAGGGCUAUCCAAUACCAUGAGUUUAGCCGUAUGCGCACUUUCGCAAAAGCCGGAAAAGUAGACUGCGGAUUCUGUAAAAACCCUGUUCCAUAU
This is a messenger RNA of Phaeodactylum tricornutum CCAP 1055/1, 3371 nucleotides long. RefSeq lists its product with no specific name. Gene Ontology annotation, molecular function: 3',5'-cyclic-nucleotide phosphodiesterase activity; guanylate cyclase activity; peptide receptor activity. NCBI's taxonomy places the organism in Eukaryota, Bacillariophyta, Bacillariophyceae, Surirellales, Neidiaceae. The record is from RefSeq and is a predicted model, not a curated record. Gene Ontology annotation, biological process: intracellular signal transduction; cGMP biosynthetic process; receptor guanylyl cyclase signaling pathway. The transcript has 2 exons. The coding region runs from base 171 to 2777 and encodes 868 amino acids.